Molecule: messenger RNA, 984 nt
Organism: Didymodactylos carnosus
Lineage: Eukaryota; Metazoa; Rotifera; Eurotatoria; Philodinida; Philodinidae
Source: the annotation of a GenBank genome assembly
AUGUGUCCGACUACCACACAAUGUACAACAUCAUGUCAGACGGUUGCUGGUAAUUCGAACAACACUGCCGGAAGUAGUAUAUCAGCUUUGAAUUUGCCCCAGAAAAUCUACAUUGAUUCAUUGUCGAAUCUAUAUGUAUCAGACAGUACCAAUCAACGUGUUAUAAAAUUUAGUUAUGGAUCAACCACAAAUGGUCAAAUUAUUCUAGGCACCACCGGUGUACCAGGUUCGAAUUUAUCAUUAUUAGAUUAUCCGACCGGUCUUCAGCUGGAUUCGAAUGGCAAUUUACUAGUUGUAGAUGCAAAUAAUCAUCGUGUUAUAAAAUUAUUUACAAAUGGAACAGUUACAGUUGUUGCUGGUAUAUCUGGACAGAGCAGUUCAAGUCUAAAUCACUUGAGAAAUCCAAACGAUCUAUAUAUUACAGCAGAUAAUACACUGUAUGUAUCUGAUCAGAAUAAUAACAGAGUUCUUCGAUUUGCACCGAACAGUACCGGUGGGGAUAAUGGAAUCAUUGUUGCGUCUGGCCUAAAUGAUCCAAGAGCUGUCUAUGUAGAUACGAAUUUGAAUCUCUAUGUUGCUGAUACUAAUUCACAUGUAAUUCGUCAAUUUACACGUACAAAUGCGACAUACAACGUUUUAGUAGCUGGAAAUACAACUGCUGGUAGCAGUACAAGUCUGUUAAAUUUACCUCGCGCUGUAACGUUGGAUGAAACUACAACUCCAGAUACGAUGUAUAUUGCCGAUACCGGGAAUAAUCGUAUCCUAACAUGGGUUAUCGGUGCCACGUCAGGAACUGUCUUUGCCGGUACUAGCAGUCCUGGACCGUGUACAUCAUUAAAUAAUCCUUUCGAUGUGAAAUUGGAUUUAACAAAGUCUAAGGUUUAUAUUGCUGAUUAUAAUAAUAAUCGAGUAAUGCGAUCAAAUGGUAUGUACUAUUUUCUACUAUAUAAUAUGAAUUCUUUGAGAAUUAAUCGAGUUGAUUAA